Acanthosepion pharaonis is the source of this 585-nucleotide messenger RNA. The record is from the annotation of a GenBank genome assembly. NCBI's taxonomy places the organism in Eukaryota, Metazoa, Mollusca, Cephalopoda, Sepiida, Sepiidae.
AUGCUAUCUAUCUAUCUAUCUAUCUAUCUAUCUAUCUAUCUAUCUAUCUAUCUAUCUCAGUCUAUUCCUAUCUAUCUAUCUAUCUAUCUAUUCUAUCUAUCUAUCUAUCUAUCUAUCUAUCUAUCGUGCAAGAACUAUUUUCUCAUUAAUAAUAUCUGUCGCGCUCUAUCUAACAAAUCCUUAGCACAAAAAUACUUUAUCGUUUCUCUCUUCGUUUCAAUCAUAAAUAGUUUGUUUUUUUCUUAUUCUUUACCAUUUUCCACUUUUAUUUUCCCUUUCCCUGUACCCAGCCACCACACUUCCGUUCGAUCUCUCGCGCAAGAUAUAUACAUAUCUAUCUAUCUAUCUAUCUAUCACAGUCUCUAUCUAUCUAUCUAUCUAUCUAUCUAUCUAUCUAUCAAUCUAUCUAUCUAUUCAUCUAUCUAUCUAUCACAUUCUCGUUCACUGUUAGGCAAGCGACUUCCUCCCGUAAAAAGAAAAAAUUUAAUUGCUAUUGAGAUUACCUCUGAUGAUAAAGAAUUGUUUUUGCGUGUGGUGAAAGAAUGUGCGAUGCUUUUGACAAGGGACCAAGCGAAGGUGUUUUAG